AGUAUUUUGUGUGGUCCCCAUGUGGUAUACCUGUGAUGAAGAGGAACUGAACUGAAUGGAUGAUCUGGAUGUUAUAGUGAAUACUGGUGAAGUCUCAAAACCCUUCUAACCUUAGAGCCUUGGAACCAUGAAGCUUACUGGGACUAUCCUGGAGUCCACUCACGGCAGCACAGACUCUAAGCAUUUAAACAACAUGAUGGCGAAGUCACUGCAAACAAAUACAACAGACUUGCCGGUGUCUGCGCCCACCUCAUCACUGUCACACUGUGAUCGAGGUCGGCUUCAGUGUUCAAUAUGCGCAGACAGAGCUACAGGUAAACAUUAUGGUACAUCCAGCUGUGAUGGCUGCAAGGGUUUCUUCAGGAGGAGCAUUCGCAACAACCACGUGUACAGCUGCAGGUUCAACAGGCAAUGUACUGUGGAUAAAGACAAAAGGAACCAGUGUCGUUACUGCAGACUACAGAAGUGUUUCAAGGCUGGAAUGAGAAAGGAAGCUGUUCAGAAUGAGAGAGACUGCAUCAACAGUCACAAAGCCAAGGGACAGACAGCGGGCACUCUGUCCAUCAGCGUGCUGCUGUGGGCAGAGGCCAGUGUGCAACAGUUCCCAGCUCAGCUCUCACCUAGGAGUCAGGACAUCAACACCAAGAAGACAGCCUGCGUGGGAGUCGUGUUUGAGUCCAUGAAGCAGCAACUCCUCCUGCUGGUUGAAUGGGCAAAACACAUCCCAGAGUUUUGCAGCCUAUCAAUAAAUGACAGGGUAAAGCUGUUACAAGCCCACUCUGCAGAACAUCUUAUCCUGGGGGCAGCAAGACGCUCUUUACCUUAUGAUAAUCUCAUCCUUUUAGGUAAUGACUUUGUGGUCCCCCUGGGAGGUGCAGAGGUAGAGGUGUCCAGACUGGCUUUCAGAAUUCAGGAAGAGCUGGUCAAACCUCUCAGAGAGCUGAACAUCACAGACAAAGAGUUUGCUUGCCUUAGAACAAUUGUAUUCUUUGCUCCAGAGUGUCCAGGUUUAAAGGUUCCUCAGGUGGUUCGAGAACUGCGUUUCCAGGCCCACCUGCUACUAGAAGAAACAACCUGUGAGCAGCGGGGAAGGUUUGGAGAGCUUCUCCUGAUCCUGCCUCCCCUGCAGAGUGUGGCCUGGCAGAUGGUGGAGACUCUCCACUUAGCACAGCUGCUGGGUGAAGCCAGAUUGGACAACCUGCUGCAGGAGAUGCUACUCGGAGAGGAAGCCAAAACAAGACAGGUUUCUUUUCCUCCCUCAGGUGAUGACCUGACUCAAGACGAGCAAAAUGAGCAAAGAGCUUCCUCUGCAAACACCUCUCUCAUCUCUCACAGUUCAUCAUGUGAGCAAAUCAAACUGACCUAUCAUAACAGUUCUGAACAUGCGCCUGGCCAUAGAACAGCAGAUAUUUAGGCAGUAUUGACUCUUCACUCUUUCAAGUGGCUUACCGACUGCCCCCACAGACUGGCACUGAGGUGCACAGACAUGGCAAAGCUGCCAGUCACCCCACUGCAUACCAGAGACACCUGUGCAGACAGAAACACCUCGAGAAGCAACAACAAGGAGAGCAGGGGUGUGAGGAGCUUCAGACAAAACACAAAACCACCUACAAACUGUACAUGCAUGUAAUUACGCAUGCAUACAACUGAAGUUACCCUUAUUCAGCAAUGCAUCUAUGUAUCCAGUGUUGUUCAUAAAUAAAAUGUAGUUUUUUCCAGGAACAGCA
Scatophagus argus is the source of this 1727-nucleotide messenger RNA. RefSeq names its product hepatic nuclear factor 4, beta (gene hnf4b). The transcript has 10 exons. Gene Ontology annotation, biological process: cell differentiation; anatomical structure development; positive regulation of transcription by RNA polymerase II. Bases 128 to 1414 code for a protein of 428 amino acids. Gene Ontology annotation, molecular function: zinc ion binding; nuclear receptor activity; RNA polymerase II cis-regulatory region sequence-specific DNA binding. Lineage: Eukaryota; Metazoa; Chordata; Actinopteri; Scatophagidae. The record is from RefSeq and is a predicted model, not a curated record.